GGGCUCGUGUGCGUGUGUUGUAGGUUCGCGAGCAGUGGAGUUGGACUCCUGAGGGAAAGGACACGCAUCACUCCAGCUUUAACGAUCACUCCAGUUUUUACAUCAAGGGCGACAGCGCGGGAUACGCCGCCGCAGGGGUCCACCUUUUCUUCAUUUCCAGUUUUUGAAUCCAUUGGCUUUUUUUUUUCUUUCUCUACCGGUGGAAGUAUUUGAUGCGAAAAGGAAGAAGAAAGAGAAGAACUUGCGUGGGGAAGGUGACACUCGCGCUCGCUCCGCGUGAGGGAUCAGAUUGAUAUUCUUCCCCGAUUGUGUUGUUCCUUAUAGCGACAAAAGGGGUUCGUUACCAACCAAGUCGCUCAUCUGCAAACCCCAAGUCAUGCGGUCCUGAUGCGCGCGACUCCGCGUCACGUUUUCUUUCCCUUUCAGGCGUUUCGAAAUCUGGAUUCGGAAAUCUCUGCUUUUUUUAAACCAUUAUUCUUUCCUUUAGUUUAUUUUUCCAUCCAGAAAUAUAAACUGUAAAAACAAGCAGACACACUUGGACUUGCGUCUUUGCGUAGACGUCACAGCCUCGCGUGCGCGCGGUACAGACGGAGCUGGAGAACAUAUACUACUAUCUGUAGUAUCAUACGCAUAUUGCAAUUAUAAUAAUUAUUAUAAUAACAACAAUAAUAAAGGAGAAGGUGCACGGAAGACUGCUUACAUGUUUGGGAUUCAGGAGAGCAUCCAGAGGAGCGCAAGUGGUAUGAAAGAGGAGCCCGUGGUGUCCGGGAUGAGCGCCGUUCGGACGUGGAUGCAGGGCGCGGGGGUCCUGGACGCCAACACGGCCGCGCAGAGCGGGGUGGCGCUGGCCCGCGCGCACUUCGAGAAGCAGCCGCCGUCCAACCUGCGCAAGUCCAACUUCUUCCACUUCGUGCUGGCGCUGUACGACAGGCAGGGGCAGCCCGUGGAGAUCGAGCGCACCUCCUUCGUGGGCUUCGUGGAGAAGGAGAAGGAAACCACAGGAGAGAAGACAAAUAAUGGCAUACAUUACAGACUGCAACUUCUGUACAGCAAUGGUAUAAGGACAGAGCAGGACUUCUAUGUGCGACUGAUCGACUCCAUGACCAAGCAGCCAAUCAUAUACGAAGGUCAAGACAAGAAUCCAGAGAUGUGCCGAGUGUUGCUGACGCAUGAGAUCAUGUGCAGCCGUUGCUGUGACAAGAAAAGCUGUGGGAACCGCAACGAGACUCCCUCCGACCCGGUCAUCAUUGACAGGUUCUUCCUGAAGUUCUUCUUGAAGUGUAACCAGAACUGCCUGAAGAAUGCGGGGAAUCCACGAGACAUGCGUCGCUUCCAGGUGGUUGUCUCCACGACAGUGAGUGUGGAUGGUCAUGUUCUCGCCGUGUCAGACAACAUGUUUGUGCACAACAACUCCAAACAUGGCCGGAGGGCCCGCAGGCUCGACCCCUCUGAAGGCACACCAUCUUUUCUAGAGCAUGCAGCUGCACCCUGCAUCAAAGCCAUCAGCCCCAGCGAGGGCUGGACCACAGGGGGUGCCACUGUCAUCAUCAUUGGGGACAACUUCUUCGAUGGGCUCCAGGUCAUCUUUGGCACCAUGCUGGUCUGGAGCGAGCUCAUCACACCCCAUGCCAUCAGGGUGCAGACCCCGCCCCGACACAUCCCGGGUGUGGUGGAGGUCACCCUCUCCUACAAGUCCAAGCAGUUCUGUAAAGGCACGCCUGGCAGGUUCAUCUACACAGCACUGAAUGAGCCCACCAUCGACUAUGGCUUCCAGCGGCUGCAGAAGGUGAUCCCACGCCAUCCUGGUGACCCUGAGCGCUUGCCAAAGGAAGUCAUCUUGAAAAGGGCCGCUGAUCUCGUCGAGGCUCUGUAUGGAAUGCCGCACAACAACCAGGAGAUCAUCCUGAAACGGGCUGCGGACAUCGCCGAGGCCCUGUACAGCGCCCCUCGGAACCACAACCAGCUGCCUGGCCUAAGCAACAGCUCUGUCCACGCUGGCAUGAUGGGUGUCAAUUCCUUUCCCGGUCAGCUGGCCGUCAAUGUGACAGAGUCGUCACAGGCCACCAGUCAAGGGUUCAGUCGGAACACGAGCAGCGUGUCGCCCCAUGGCUACGCCCCUAGUUCAACGCCCCAGCAGUCCAGCUACAGCUCCGUGACCACCAGCAUGAACGGCUACGGCAACGCGGCCAUGUCCACGCUGGGCACCUCGCCCAACUUCCUCAACGGCUCGGCGGCCAACUCGCCCUACGCCAUUGUACCCUCCAGCCCCACCAUGGCUUCAUCCACCAGUCUGCCCUCCAACUGCAGCACGUCCUCGGGCAUCUUCUCAUUCUCGCCGGCCAACAUGGUGUCCGCCGUCAAGCAGAAGAGCGCAUUUGCUCCCGUGGUGCGACCACAGGCCUCACCGCCACCCACCUGCACCAGCACCAAUGGCAACGGGCUGCCAGCGAUCCCAGGAAUGAUCAUUCCUCAGAUAUAGAUUUUUGGACGGAGGAGAUGUGCUGGACUAGGUGGAUAAGAGUACAGUACUGAGACUAUGACAUGACAAUGGACUGAAUGCAACUCUUGAAGACAUUAAACCUUCUAACUCAGGCCUUUUUAAGAGGAUUCACAUUUGAGCAUAAAGGAAAAGGACCAUUUCUGCAAUAUCUCUGCUUUUUAAAUUUGUAAAUGUUGAUUGUUUUUUGAGAACAAAAGUUUAUGCCACAAACUAUUAUCCU
Scleropages formosus (Asian bonytongue) is the source of this 2720-nucleotide messenger RNA. RefSeq names its product transcription factor COE1-A-like. Bases 701 to 2479 code for a protein of 592 amino acids. Gene Ontology annotation, molecular function: DNA-binding transcription factor activity; DNA binding. The transcript is spliced from 16 exons. The record is from RefSeq and is a predicted model, not a curated record. NCBI's taxonomy places the organism in Eukaryota, Metazoa, Chordata, Actinopteri, Osteoglossiformes, Osteoglossidae. Gene Ontology annotation, biological process: regulation of DNA-templated transcription.